This is a messenger RNA of Paramecium primaurelia, 1685 nucleotides long. The record is from the annotation of a GenBank genome assembly. Lineage: Eukaryota; Ciliophora; Oligohymenophorea; Peniculida; Parameciidae.
AUGGCAUUUUUAUUUGAAGAAGAUCGUGGUUUAACAUAAGUCAAGGAUCCUUAUCCUCAUUUAGGACCAGGAGUCUACUAAUAACCUGAAACUCAACCUAGAAUAGCAUACGCUCCUUUUCUUUCAACUGGAAAAAGACAAACAGAACUGACAAAUAAAUUAAAAAUUCUAAAUCCUGGACCAGGACAAUAUGAAGUAUCUUAAAAUAUGGGGGAUUCAGGUGUUUAGGCAUACAUGAAUAAAAGCACAAUCAUAGUAAAAGUUCAAGGAAAUGGAAGUAGCGCAUUUAAAAGUGGAAUUGAAAGAUUUUAGGAAGAUAAAAAAGUUAAGGAAGUAAUGUAUGGUGAUAAUUGUUAUUUUAGAUUCCUGGACCUGGUUAUUAUGAAACUUAAUAAAUCAAUACACAAUAAAAGCAACCGUUGUUUUUGAAUUAAAAGAUAGAUGACAUUAGAAGUUAAAACCUUAGAAGAAGAAUUAAUUCAAUUCCAGAGCCAAAAACCUAGAUAGGAAUGAUUUAUGAUGACAUAGAAACUUUGGCAUAGCAUCAAAAAGUUAUGAAAGAGUAAAAACAAUAAAAAGUUGUAGGACCAACAACCUAUGAAAUUCAAUAACAAUAGCAAUAUCGAGGAUUAUCAUGGGAUAAGAGUACUAGACCAAGAUUUGAUUAAGAGCAAACAAAUGAAAUUGGUCCAGGAAAAUAUAAUAUUGUUGAGGAAAAAAAAAGAAGAAAUGGAUCUCCUGCCUUUCUUUCUGAAUCUGUUAGAUCUUAUUAUGAUUAAUUGAUUUAUAAGACUAAUAGAGAGAUUAAUGCGGGAUUAAGGAAACAAAUCAAUUUCAAAGACUAAUAUUCUCCAGGACCUGGACAAUAUAAUGAAAAUAGAGUAGCUAUCAAAAUACAAUAAAAAGCAAAAGAGUUUUAGUUUUUUGGAUCUUCUUUGGAGAGAUUUAAAUUGGUUUAGGAUAGCAAUGUCGGCCCUGGAGAUUAUAGGGUUUUAGAUUCAUCUUUUGAUUAACAGAUUCGAAAAAAGAAUUAUACUAAUGCCACCUUUUUAAGUACAUCCAUAAAAGGUUAACCAAUUUUAUUGGAAGAUCAAUAACCUGGACCAGGUGCAUAUGAGAUUCAAAGAGAUUUAUAUACAGACUUAGUUAAGAAGUAAGAUAGAGGACUUAAUGGAUAUUUUGGAGGAAAAGAAAGGCGAUUUUAAGAAAAAACCUCAAUUUGUUAAGCAGGUCCUGGAAGCUAUGAUAUUACUAGAGAUGAAAAGAAAAGAGCUGUUAGUUCAUGUUUUAAGUCAUCAUCUAAAAGAGAUUAAGUUAACAAAAGUUUUGGACCAGAAAUUGGUCAAUAUAGAUUAGAUUAAGAUAGUAUUGGAAAUCGAAUAUAAAAAUAAAUGAAGUUUAUCCAAAAUUUAUAAAAAAUAGAUGUGCUAAAACCUGGCUUUUAUUGUGGAGAACCAAGAUUUAAAGAGAACGCAGAUAUAUAAGCUGUUCCAACCAGUUAUAAUUACCAAGCUCCUCCUGUAAGUUAAAAAUAAAUUACUGCCCCAUUUAAGUCAUAAUAACCUAGACUUGCAUAUAUUGGUAGAUAAUUUACUCCAGGAGUUGGAAAAUAUUAAGUUGAGGCUAACAAUUGGAAAAUAAACAGUUUUAAUACACAUUAUAACAAGGUUUUACAAGAAUCUUGA